AGGUUUCUCCAGGAUCACUCCAGGCACCAGUCUGCGCGACACCCAGUGGGCUUGAGGUUCAGUGGAAGGGCCCAAGAAAGAGCUUCCAUCUCACCAGCCAAGCUGCUGCCGAGAGCAUCAUCAAGAGCGGGACGUUCCACCACUCGAAGAGGGGCAUGUAUGGAUCUCGGUGUGGAGCAUUUCAGUGAGAGGAGAGCAUCGUGCUAUCAUCCUGAUUCUUGCUGAUCUUUGCAGCAGGUGCUCAAGCGCUCAAGUUGUUUUUCCUGAGGCUUGGGCCGUUCAUCUACUUUGCAGGGAGUCCUCAGGACUGCGAGGGCAAGGCGAACGGAGCCAAGUUGGCGGAUGGCGCUGUGCUGGAAGCCGCUGUGGAGCUUGGCCAAAGCUUGGUCAUCCGCCAAGACAUGUCCAGCGCGGCUCAGAGCAGCUUGGGCAUCAGCUCUUGGAGCGAGCUUGACAAAGCCAAGCUACAAGAGGUGGGAUGUCAGAGCGUCUACGCCACCUCUGACUUUGUGAGCCGCGACGAGUGGGCCGUGCCGUCCAACUCGCAGAUCAGAGACCUUGUCUUGAAGGGCUUCGAGAGUCGUGGACACGCGCUGCCCUAUUGGCAAUGGCCUCAUUGGGUUCACUUGCUGGCCAACACCGUCAAUGUGGACUAUGCCGCCAUCGACCAGGUCAUUCAAGGGGUAGGGCAGGUGGAUCACGCGCCGCCUGGAGUGCGGGUCAAUGCGGCAGGCCGCCCCAUUCACUCUGAUGGGAAGUUCAUGUCGUACGCAGAGGCACGCCAGCGUGGCUGGGGGCAAGAAACCUCAGCAAGCUCGAGCCCUUGGAACCAAGGCUACUCACAAGCGCAGAUCAAGCAGGCCUAUUCUGGCGGCUCUCGCAGUACUGGCGGCUCUUCUGGUCACACCCGUGGUUCUCCUCAUGGUGCCCAGUGCUCGACUACCUCCCAACAGACCAACCCUUGGAACGAGCAUCAAAAGAGCAUGGGUGGCCAAGGCUACUCACGAGCGCAGAUCAAGCAGGCCUAUUCCGGCGGCUCUCGCAGUACUGGCGGCUCUUCUGGUCACGCCCGUGGUUCUCCUCAUGGUGCCCAGUGCUCGACUACCUCCCAACAGACCAACCCUUGGAACGAGCAUCAAAAGAGCAUGGGUGGCCAAGGCUACUCACGAGCGCAGAUCAAGCAGGCCUAUUCUGGCGGCGCUCGCAGUACUGGCGGCUCUUCUGGUCACACCCGUGGUUCUCCUCAUGGUGCCCAGUGCUCGACUACCUCCCAACAGACCAACCCUUGGAACGAGCAUCAAAAGGGCAUGGGUGGCCAAGGCUACUCACGAGCGCAGAUCAAGCAGGCCUACUCUGGCGGCUCUUGCAACACACGCGACUCUUCUCACAAUGCCUCUUCACACCCAAGUGCUUUGCAGCAACGGAAGAGCACGGGCGGCCAGAGCUCCUUGAGUGGCACACUGGGCGCAACCAUCCGCCAGGCCAACCCUUGGAACGAGCAUCAGAAGAGCAUGGGCGGCCAAGGCUACUCGCGCGCUGACAUCCUUGCUGCCUACCGCCGGCCCACGUCAGCUCCCAGCUCCAGCGCGGGGUUUGGCCGUAGAGGGGGUGGUUCUUCAGGCGGCUUGGGGUGGAACGCUUUCCGCACGUCCGUGGCUGGGCAGGGCUUGUCAAGGGCAGAGAUGAGUGCAGCCUAUUCGGCUCAGGAGUGAGAGUGCCUAAGAUCCCUUUCCAUGCCAUUCUGAGUCAAUUCUCAUUGGUCUUGAACGUGGUAACAUGAGCCACGUGGCCGAACGUGGCCGUGGGCCAUAUGUACAGCGUGUACAGCUUCAAACAGUUCGACUUCAGGGCGCAUGCUGAGUUGGGACAGGUAUCAACCGCUUUGUUGCCGUGGCGACUGCUGACGGCCAGCUUUGUUCUGCUGCGGUGCUGAGCCACAGCUGUGAUGCUGAGCCCAGGAAAAAGCUAC
Molecule: messenger RNA, 1969 nt
Organism: Effrenium voratum
Lineage: Eukaryota; Dinophyceae; Suessiales; Symbiodiniaceae
Source: the annotation of a GenBank genome assembly